AUGAGCACACCACCCCAUAACUUUGUGACGGCCGAAAUGGGGAGAACUGCAGGGACGGACGUGUUCAAGGAGCCCUUGACUUUUUGCACACCUUCCCUACUUGAAGGUACAGCCUGCCGCCUCCUUUUGGCUCCAUCUAUCAAUGCACAUACACUCAUGCGCGAACGAAUUUUAGCAUCAGCCCUUUUACUCACUCCUCCCCAACUCGUUGUCCGCGGACAAAUGCGACUUGAGCUGCAUGUCCGUCUGUCUGUCCGCAUUCGCCCUCUUUCCCCCGGCUACUCUGGUCGUCUUGACUCAACCUCCGCUUCUACAGAGCCUGGUCACUCCCUUUUUGUGAUCGUUCAACAAGCGCGCGCAGUCUCCAGGCCACAAGUUGGGCAUAACCUGGCAACCGGUACCUUGUUUGGUCUAAGUCCGGUGUUUGUUUAUGUAGACUAUCGUGUGCUUCCCGAAUACCUCACUUGUGCCUCCUUUGUGAGUCUGUCUGCGAGGGAUUCCCUUCUCACGUCGUCCCUACAAGAGUACACACAUUAUCGCAAGCCGACAAUUUCACACCGACUCUCGAGGCUGCAUUCGAGCCCUCGUCGACUGGACUCCCUGCUCGCGGACGUGUGUGCGCUCGCGAUCCCUCAGCGUCGCGAGGGCAAAACAGAAAGAAGUAAGACGCGUCAGACGGACUCAACUUUUCUGUGUGCUGUGCAAGCAUACACAGCUUUGUGGAGAAGCUUCAUUUCAACAGCAAAAUACCCCUCGUCAACACCUCACAGAACACGCAAACACACCAACACGCCUAACCUUGUGCGCACAGACGUGCAGACAGCUGCGAAUGCAGGCGACGACGAACAUGUGAGGCUCGACUUUAAAUGGUCUCCUGCACACACGAUCGUAGGGGAACAGGUAAGCUGUGAAGUCCGUUUCUUUGAUGCCUUUGAAGAGGAGGACUUGCAUUAUAGCCUGGUCCCCUCCUAA
Molecule: messenger RNA, 972 nt
Organism: Protopolystoma xenopodis
Lineage: Eukaryota; Metazoa; Platyhelminthes; Monogenea; Polystomatidea; Polystomatidae
Source: the annotation of a GenBank genome assembly